This is a messenger RNA of Meriones unguiculatus (Mongolian gerbil), 6736 nucleotides long. It is a transcript of the gene Gli2, whose product is annotated as GLI family zinc finger 2. Gene Ontology annotation, biological process: smoothened signaling pathway; regulation of transcription by RNA polymerase II. The record is from RefSeq and is a predicted model, not a curated record. The coding region runs from base 491 to 5113 and encodes 1540 amino acids. NCBI's taxonomy places the organism in Eukaryota, Metazoa, Chordata, Mammalia, Rodentia, Muridae. Gene Ontology annotation, molecular function: DNA-binding transcription factor activity, RNA polymerase II-specific; RNA polymerase II cis-regulatory region sequence-specific DNA binding. Gene Ontology annotation, cellular component: nucleus. The transcript is spliced from 14 exons.
CCCGGGUGUGCCCAGGCUCGGCGCGCGGGGGCGCUGCGCCACCCGCGAGGCGCUGAUGGCUUGCAGGAGUGCCGGCGUCCGCCAGCCGAGGCAGCACGGCUCCGCGGACUUUUUUUCAAACUCCUCUCAUCAAUGAGACUUCGAGGAGGAGCGGGAGGCGGCGGCGGCGGCUCCAGAGGACGCGGAGGAAGGCGAGGAGGAGCCAGGGGCAGGAACGCGGGCCGCGCGUAGCAUCGCGGGCGCCCGGAGCUGCGGGCCCGCUGUCCCGAGGGACUGCCCGGGGCCCCCGCCCGCCCGCCCGCCGCGGUCCCCUCCUCCGCCCGGCCGGCCCCGCCCCGGCGGCGGCCCGACCCCCGCACUCGGCAGACCCCCGCCAGCCAAGUGGGGAUGGGGCCCUCCAGCCACUGCCCGGAGCCCGGGAGGCCACCUGCGUGCUAGAGGCAAACUUUUGUCUCCUCGGGUUUGCCACCCAAGAGUAUGAGCUGCUGAGAUGGAGAUGUCCGCCCCAGCCCCUGCAGUGGAGAAGAAAGAAGCCAAGAGUGGCCUGUUGGAGGACAGCAGCUUCCCCGACCCAGGGAAAAAGGCUUGUCCUCUGGUGGUAGCGGCAGCCGCAGCUGUAGCAGCCCAAGGAGUUCCUCAGCAGCUCCUGCCGCCUUUCCACGCGCCUUUGCCAAUUGACAUGCGCCACCAGGAGGGAAGGUACCAUUAUGAUCCUCACUCUGUCCACAGUGUGCACGGGCCUCCUGCCCUGAGUGGCAGCCCGGUCAUCUCAGAUAUCUCCUUGAUCCGACUUUCCCCACACCCUGCGGGCCCUGGGGAGUCUCCCUUCAGCGCCCACCAUCCCUACGUGAGUCCUCAUAUGGAGCACUACCUCCGGUCUGUGCACAGCAGCCCCACGCUCUCAAUGAUCUCUGCAGCCAGGGGCCUCAGCCCUGCUGACGUGGCCCACGAGCAUCUGAAAGAGAGGGGACUGUUCGGUCUUGCUGCCCCAGCCACCAACCCUUCAGACUAUUACCACCAGAUGACCCUCAUGGCCAGCCACCCCACCCCCUAUGGGGACCUUCUAAUGCAGAGUGGGGGUGCUGCGAGCGCACCCCAUCUCCAUGACUACCUCAAUCCUGUGGAUGCGUCACGGUUCUCUAGCCCACGUGUGACCCCUCGCCUGAGCCGCAAGCGGGCCCUGUCCAUCUCCCCGCUCUCAGAUGCCAGCCUCGACCUGCAGCGCAUGAUCCGGACCUCUCCCAACUCACUGGUAGCUUACAUCAACAACUCGAGGAGCAGCUCGGCAGCCAGUGGCUCCUAUGGGCACCUGUCGGCCGGCGCACUCAGCCCAGCUUUCACUUUCCCCCACCCCAUCAAUCCUGUGGCCUACCAACAGAUUCUGAGCCAGCAAAGGGGCCUGGGCUCAGCCUUUGGACACACACCACCCCUGAUCCAGCCCUCACCCACCUUCCUGGCCCAGCAGCCCAUGGCUCUCACCUCCAUCAGCACCAUGCCUACCCAGCUCAGCAGCAAUAGCAGCGAUUGUCUAAACGAUGCCAACCAGAACAAGCCGAGCAGCGAGUCAGCUGUGAGCAGCACCGUGAACCCAAUCACCAUUCAUAAGCGUAGCAAGGUCAAGACUGAGGCCGAGGGCCUGCGGCCAGCCUCCCCACUAGGACUGACGCAGGAGCAGCUGGCCGAUCUCAAGGAAGACCUGGACAGGGAUGACUGUAAGCAGGAGGCUGAGGUGGUCAUCUAUGAGACCAACUGCCACUGGGCAGACUGCACAAAGGAGUAUGACACACAGGAGCAGCUGGUGCACCACAUCAACAACGAGCACAUCCACGGGGAGAAGAAAGAGUUCGUGUGCCGCUGGCAGGCCUGCACCAGAGAGCAGAAGCCCUUCAAGGCCCAGUACAUGCUGGUGGUACACAUGCGCAGGCACACGGGGGAGAAGCCGCACAAGUGCACGUUCGAAGGCUGCUCAAAGGCCUACUCUCGCCUGGAGAACCUGAAGACACACCUGCGGUCCCACACAGGAGAGAAGCCAUAUGUGUGUGAACAUGAGGGCUGCAACAAGGCCUUCUCCAAUGCCUCGGACCGUGCCAAGCAUCAGAACCGCACUCACUCCAACGAGAAACCCUAUAUCUGCAAGAUCCCAGGCUGCACCAAGAGGUACACAGACCCCAGCUCACUCCGCAAGCACGUGAAGACUGUCCAUGGCCCAGAUGCCCACGUCACCAAGAAACAGCGCAACGAUGUGCAUCUCCGUGCUCCUCUGCUCAAGGAGAAUGGGGACAAUGAGGCCAGUGCUGAACCAGGUGGACGGGGACCUGAGGAGAGUGUGGAGGCCAGUAGCACCAGCCACGCUGUAGAGGACUGCCUACAUAUCAAAGCCAUCAAGACAGAGAGCUCCGGGCUAUGUCAGUCCAGCCCCGGGGCCCAGUCAUCCUGCAGCAGCGAGCCCUCUCCCCUGGGCAGUGCCCCCAACAAUGACAGUGGCGUGGAGAUGCCAGGGACAGGGCCCGGGAGUCUGGGAGACCUGACAGCGCUGGAUGACGCGUCUCCGGGAGCUGACACCUCCACGCUGGCUGCCCCCCCCACCGGUGGCCUGCAGCUGCGCAAACACAUGACUACCAUGCAUCGCUUUGAGCAGCUGAAGAGAGAGAAGCUCAAGUCCCUCAAGGAUUCCUGCUCGUGGGCCGGCCCAGCUCCACACACCCGCAACACCAAGCUGCCUCCCCUCCCAGCCAAUGGUUCUGUCCUGGAAAGCUUCAACAGCACUGGGGGCGGUGGGCCAGCGGGACUGCUGCCCAACCAGCGGCUGCCAGAGCUGACGGAAGUGACGAUGCUGAGCCAGCUGCAGGAACGGAGGGAUAGCUCCACCAGCACCGUGAGCUCAGCCUACACCGUGAGCCGCCGCUCCUCCGGCAUCUCCCCCUACUUCUCCAGCCGUCGCUCCAGUGAGGCUUCCCCUCUCGGUGCCGGCCGCCCACACAAUGCCAGCUCGGCAGACUCCUAUGACCCCAUCUCCACAGAUGCCUCCCGGCGCUCCAGCGAGGCGAGCCAGUGCAGCGGUGGGGUCCCAGGGUUACUCAACCUCACGCCUGCGCAGCAGUACAGCCUGCGCGCCAAGUACGCAGCAGCCACGGGUGGACCACCACCCACGCCACUGCCGGGCCUCGAGCGUGUAAGCCUUCGUACCCGCCUGUCAUUACUAGAUGGUCCCGAGCGUGCCCUGCCCGGGGCCUGCCCACAUCCGCUGGGGCCGCGGCGUGGCAGCGAUGGGCCUGCCUAUGGCCAUGGUCAUGGCCAUGGCUAUGUAGGGGCAGCUCCUACCUUCCCUCACGAGGGGCCCGGCAGCAACAUGCGGCGGGCCAGCGACCCUGUGCGGCGACCUGACCCCCUCGUUCUGCCUCGAGUGCAGCGUUUCCACAGUACCCACAAUAUGAAUCCAGGUUCACUGCCACCCUGCGCUGAUCGGCGAGGCCUGCAUCUACAGAGCCACCCCAGCGUGGAUGGCAGCCUGACCCGCAACACCUACUCCCCCAGACCGCCUAGCAUCAGUGAGAACGUGGUGAUGGAGGCUGUGGCCGCUGGGGUAGAUGGAACAGGGCUGGAGUCCGACCUGGGGCUGGUGGAGGAUGAGCUGGUGCUGCCGGACGAUGUGGUACAAUACAUCAAAGCUCACACCGGCGGCGCCUUGGAUGACAGCACACGGCAGGUGUAUCCCACAGAAAGCGCUGGCUUCCCUGAGAACUCGAAACUGCCCAGUCCUGGGCUACAAGGCCACCGCAGGCUAGCAGCUGCCGACUCAAAUGUGGGCCCUUCUGCUCCUGGGCUGGGGGGCUGCCAGCUGCGCUACAGCCCCUCAACCAACCUCAACAAGAACAACAUGCCUGUUCAGUGGAAUGAGGUGAGUUCUGGCACCGUGGAUGUCCUACCCACCCAGGUCAAGUCUUUCCCACACAGCAAUCUGGCCGUGGUUCAGCAGAAGCCAGCCUUCAGCCAGUAUCCAGGAUAUAGUCCACAAGCCCUGCAGGCCAGCUCUGGGGGUCUAGACAGCACCCAACCACACCUACAGCUUCGAGGAGCUCCUUCUGCACCCAGGGGGAGCUACGCUCAGCAGCCUCGACAGCCAGCCACAGGCGGUCAGUGCCUGAGCAUGGCUGCUGCCAUGAGUCCUCAGGCCAGCUACAGCCAUGCCCACUCCCAGCUGAGCCCAAACGUCGUCAGUGGACCCCUGAACCAGUUCUCCCCCUCCUGCAGCAAUAUGGCGGCCAAGCCCAGCCACCUGGGACUCCCUCAGCAAAUGGAAGCUAUCCCCAAUGCUACCAUCAUGAGUGGCCAUCAACGAGAUCUCGGGAUUCCCAGCUCAUCCCUGGCUGGGGUGGCCCAGUCUCACCCAGUCCUGAGCUAUCCCCAGCAGGAAGGCUACCAGCAGGGCUCCAGCCUUCUGUCAUCCCAUCAGCCUAGCUUCAUGGAGUCCCAGCAGAACUCGGGCUUUGGUCUCAUGCAGCCUCGGCCGCCCCAAGAGCCCAACACUGCUAGUCGUCACCGUGGAGUGCGUGCUGGACACUUGUAUGCCAGGACCACUGGCCAAGCCAUGGUCACAUCAGCCAACCAAGAGACAGCGGAAGCUAUGCCCAAGGGAACAGCAGGGCCCGUGGUGUCCCUGGCUCCUCAGCCAUCUCAGGACACAGGCCAGCCACAGGACCAGAACACACUCUACUACUAUGGCCAGAUUCACAUGUAUGAACAGAACGGAGGGUGCCCAGCCAUGCAGCCCCAGCCAUCACAACCACAAGCUUGCUCAGACAAUAUCCAGCCUCUGCCUUCACCAGGGGUCAACCAGGUGUCCAGCACUGUGGACUCGCAGCUCCUGGAGCCCCCCCAGAUUGACUUUGAUGCCAUCAUGGAUGAUGGCGAUCACUCAAGUUUGUUCUCUGGUGCAUUGAGCCCCACCCUUCUCCACAAUCUCUCCCAGAAUUCCUCACGCCUCACGACACCCCGGAAUUCCUUGACGCUGCCCUCCAUCCCUGCAGGCAUCAGCAACAUGGCUGUUGGAGACAUGAGCUCCAUGCUCACCAGCCUGGCUGAAGAGAACAAGUUUUUAAAUAUGAUGACCUAAUGGCUCUAGCUCCCGACAGAGCAGACCUGAGCACCAUUAGCUUCUUGGAACACAAGGGUCUAACCAGUUCUCUUUGUCCAAAAAAGUAAUAACUAGGCCUGAGAGGGGCUGGGCAGUGGCUGGCUCAGACUUGCAAAUAUUUUAAGAAAAGAUUAGGGGCAUCCUCUCUGCUGUUUGGCCUAUUUCUCUGAACACUGAAAAAGUCUUACUCAGAAAGAAACUCGUUUACACAAUGCUUGCCAGCCUUUGGUGUUUAUGGGAUUACUAGGUUCUGGCUUCUUUGCCUCUGUCAUUCUGCUAAUGAGAGAGUACAUUGGCCAAGGGCUUUCUAAGUACAUGCCCAAAGAGGGGAGGGGAACCAUGUUUGGGUUUGAAUUGGAGACCAUGCUGGAUACUCUGCUCCGAGAAGAUGGGUUUGCCAUUCUGCUACCUGCAAGGAAAGGGGAUUGCUGUGUCCCCCCCACCCCCGCCCCCCGGACUCAUCCUGAAGCUCGCCAAAGUUGCUUGCCACAAAGGAGAAAGGGACAUUAUGGAGCCUCCUCAGCUGCCGUUAGCAUUCCCAUUCCCUUAGGCAGAGCGGGACCAGCAGAUUUCCCACGUGGAGAAGAAUUAAUAAAACACGUAUCAAAAGGAGAUAAGCUGGGUGCUUACCUGGGCAAGCCCAGAAGCUCCCCAGGGGCUUCUCCUGGCCUGUUUACAGUAUUCUGAAGUGUACAGUGAAGCCCUCCUGGGAAGAACUUUGUGCCUAAAUACCUUGGAUUGCUGUGGGCUAAGGAUGGACAGGGCCUCAGGGUGAAAGAGGCCUUCCCUGGGAAGAGGAAGUCACUUGUUUACCCAGUCCCGUUUCUCCAGUGCACUACCUGACCACCCUCCCAUGGAAGACUCUAGGGCUCCUCUCCACCAUACUGGGUGGCCGGCGGGCUGCGCAGAGCCACCACGGGCUGUCUCAGUACUUUCUGCUCCCCUGACCUCUCCCCUCCUCUCUAGGUUAUUUGGCAUGGACUGAUGACAUGCAUGGUGUUUGUGGUCAGGUGGGAGGGUGAAGGGACUGAUUUCUUGUUCGGGAUAGCCUGGCCCCGAAACAAGAAAGGGCAUGUGGAAACUGACUCCGGAAAGACUCAGUCUAGAACACGCUGCAGGGUGAACCUUGCCUCCGCCCCACCACACUCGUGUGCACAUCCCAUCCGAAACGCCUUCCUUUGGAUUCCUGAAAACGUUGCCAAACCAAACCUCACCACUCAGAGCUUCUUCCUUCUGGCCAUGACCUUGGCUUCAGUGAGGAACUUAGCAGAGUCAGGACCCUCUGUGCCCCAGGGCCGCAAACUUCUCUGUUUACAAUCCAGAGAAAAGACCAACUCCAAAUGACAGCUCUGGGCCACGCCCAUGGCUCUGUGGCUCCGGCGUGCGGGCUCACUGUCCGACACAGACCCUAACUCCCCAGUCUCCAUCUGUACCUGUAUUUUGUCUAGACAUUGUCAGCCCUGGUAUACUGUGGGUGAACCAUUCAGCCAAAUUUAUAUUGCCAAACAUUUUUAGCUUUUUCUACAUGCUAUAAAUUGAGGUGACAUGCUUAACUUGUAAAUAAGUCUUUUUGUACAUUAAAAAUAAUUUUUUCAUAAUUUA